Molecule: messenger RNA, 2130 nt
Organism: Sclerotinia borealis F-4128
Lineage: Eukaryota; Fungi; Ascomycota; Leotiomycetes; Helotiales; Sclerotiniaceae
Source: the annotation of a GenBank genome assembly
AUGUCGUUGCCCAAUCUUCGCACUAUUCUUCCCAACAGUUCGGAUCCUACCUUUAGGGAUAGCUCCACAAGCACUUCGAAUUGUCAGAAGGCCACACCAGACACGACGAGCUCCAACCAAUCUGUAUCCUCUGUGCCCACUGACAAGAGAACGGAAAAGUCGGUUCAUGUCGCGACUCAUGUCGCAACUCAUGUCGCAGCUCAUGUCGCGAAGAAGAGGAGAUUGCCGGCAUCGAUAACUACAAACGCGUGUGGCAAUUGUAAGAAGGCUCGAUCAAAGUGUGAUGGCAAACAACCUUGUGGUCGUUGUACCGUGAGACAGUUCCACCACGAAGAUUGUUUAUACGAACCACAUACCAAGAAUGCGAAGAAGACCUUGGUGAAAGACCUUAAAGAGAGCCAUGCUAUCAAACAUAUGGCCGAAAAAAUCUUCGAAGGUCUCGCGAACGACACUGACAACGAGCAUGAAAUUCUUGAGCGUAUUAAGAAUAAAGAAUCGAUCACAAGCAUUGCACACUGGAUAGAUUCCAUGGACAGCAAUUGCGAAUCCCAGCCAUCUAUAUCUGGAGGUUCUGAAAAUGAAGUCGACGGUGAUCUGCCUAAGCCUUUUCCUUGGACAACAGUGACAUCUGAGCACAAGGUCAUCGACCAUUUGAUCGCCUUGUAUUUCACAUGGGUUCACCCCUUCCACCCUUUAUUCAAUGAAGGACAUUUUGUGAAAAGUAUGCGAAGCGGAUCCGACGCAUUCUGCUCAUACAGUCUUUUUAAUGCUAUCUGUGCCAUGGCAUGCUAUCUGCACACUGGUAUCGAGAACGAGGAUGUGGAUUACAAGCAGAUGGGCUUCCAGUUCUGUGAUUUGGUCAGGAGCAGUAUCGAUCCUGAAGAUAAGAGUCUAACGAAUAUUCAAGCCUUUGCGGUCAUGUUCUUGGUACGCUGUGCACAAGGACAAGGAUUAAGCGGCUCGGUAUAUCUGACUGUCGCGAGCAGGUCUAUGGGGAGCCUCAGGCCCAGAAACAAUGACGACGUUGAUUAUCGCCAAAUUUGGAGGGAGACAGUGAGAGGCGUUAACAGCUUGAAUGUCGAGUGGGCCCAGAUGACCUUUAAGAUGGCACCAGCUCUCAUCUCAGAGCUGCAGCCAAUCCAAUUUGCCGAGGAAAUCAACAGAUGGGAGGAUGAAGUUGACAAGCUCAGGUGGAAGGUAUAUCGUGUUCCCGUGGACUUCGAAGGCGAACCGACACUGGCCUGCCUCACGGCUACAACCAAUCGUGAAAAGUCGAAGCUCAUUGUAAUCAUUCACGACGCUACGAUCCUCCUGUACAACACCAGUGAUUCUUGGAUAUACGCUGAAGAUAUGUUGGCUAUGUAUCGCAGAUUAUUGGCAUGGCAUGAAAACCUUCCGAAGAAGAUUGCUAGGACAGGUAGAAAAGACGCUCAAAUGUUGCCACAUGUGCUCUCACUGCAUAUAUUGUAUGCCACAACGGCAGUCCACCUUCUCCGUCCACUGCUGGGUUUGGGAGAAUCCCUUGUGGACCCACUGGUUUGGCAGCAUGCACAAGAGGGGCUCAACCUUAUCGACGAUCGAUAUCGCUUUCAAUAUGGAUGUUUUAACCAGCCUGUCUUUCAGAUAUUCGCUAUCCUGCAUCUGACAGAGGUUCUGAUCCGAUGCUUUCCAGAUAUUAAUAAGGAAUUUGGAAAAGAUGGUGUGGCAUCCGUAAGAUUAGCCACUGAUGUCUUGACAGAGUCUCAAAGUAGCUUCCCUGUAGCUGGAGUCUUUAUGACGAUGCUUCAAGAAACUACCAGGAAAUAUUUGGUUCCAUUGCCAGACGAAUUGGAAGACCUCUUCCGUCGCCGACGUCGCAAGUCGAAGUAUCUUUUGGACGAUGCCAUCAACGCAUGUGCCAGUCCCACUUAUGUCCAACCAACCGAAGCAAUCCAAAGCAGGUUUUCCCCGGAUCUACCGUCUCAAUGGAUGAUACAUGCCGCCACUGGGCUUCCUAGGAUCCCUCACGGGACAUCAAUGUUACUCCAGCCUUCACAGCACUCACAGUCCUCACAGUCCUCACAGCCUUCACAGGAGGAAACAGGCGCACAGAAUCUCAUGCGAAUCCUAAAUUUGCACAACCCAAGGUGA